CCGCUUUCCGCAGUGCAACAAUAAAGUGCGACAGAUGCGGGUGUUUCUUGGCAGCGUUGUUCUUUUUAUGUGGUGGAAACUAUUGAAUUCCUCGACGCUUUCUUUUCCAGCGUCUUUUUAAGUUUUAGGAGAAGGAAUGGCAGAACACGCCCCCUCUGUUGCCCUUGAGGCUGUUCAUAAAACCACCAGUGACCUACCGAAGGACCUACCCAUGAUUAAAGGCUACGACUUCAACCAGGGUGUGAAUCUCCAUGCUGUGUUGCAGUCAUACCUCACCACGGGCUUCCAGGCCAGCAGCCUUGGCUUGGCCAUCCAGGAGAUCAACCACAUGAUCGAGAAGCGCCUCGAGCCAGUUCCAGCAGAAGAAAAUGAAUCUAAAGCGUCUGGCGAUGCGCCUCGCCGUCCAGGUUGCACCAUAUUCCUGGGAUACACUUCAAACCUCAUCAGCUCUGGAAUCAGGGAGAGCAUCCGAUACCUGGCAGAGCACAAAAUGGUGGAUGUGAUGGUGACCACAGCAGGUGGCAUCGAGGAGGACUUUAUUAAGUGUCUGGCUCACACCUACCUAGGAGAAUUCAGCCUACCUGGCAAGGAGCUUCGCUCGAGAGGUAUCAACAGGAUUGGAAACCUCCUCGUGCCAAAUGAUAACUACUGCAAAUUUGAAGACUGGCUCAUGCCCAUAUUGGACCAGAUGUUGUUGGAGCAGAACACAGAGGGCACACGUUGGACACCUUCUAAAAUGAUCCACCGCCUUGGCAAGGAGAUCAACAAUACGGAGUCAGUCUACUACUGGGCAUACAAGAACAACAUCCCAGUGUUCAGUCCCGCGCUGACAGACGGCUCUCUGGGUGACAUGUUAUACUUCCACUCCUAUAAGAACCCCGGCCUUGUGCUGGACAUCGUGGAAGAUAUUCGCAAAUUGAAUACCCAGGCGGUGCAGGCCUACAAAUCGGGAAUGAUCAUCCUGGGUGGCGGCUUGGUCAAGCAUCAUAUAGCCAACGCCAAUCUCAUGAGAAAUGGUGCCGAUUACAGUGUGUUUGUCAACACGGGCCAGGAGUUUGACGGCUCUGACUCUGGUGCUCGACCCGACGAGGCCGUGUCUUGGGGCAAGAUCAAAACCGAUGCCAAACCUGUCAAGGUGUACGCUGAUGCCUCCUUGGUGUUCCCUCUGAUUAUGGCCGAGACCUUUGCGCUCCACGCUGACAAGCUGACCGCCGGCAGGAAAACGGAGUGAAUGGACCGUUAGCAAACAGGCGCCCGGGACUUUGUCUUAUUAAAGACACCCGUCAAACACUUUCCUCCUGCUUAAGGCCAGGUAAACCUUUCACUACCGCAGCAUUCCCGCGCUGCCGUGUAGAAACGAGACCAUGUGGUGUUGCUUAGCUUGGACGCGGACAAUAUUUGCUCGUUUGAGCAAGUAGUUUUACUCGUAUUAAGAUGGCAGAAAAAACAAAAUCAUAUAUUGCAGCACGCAUCAGAGGCGCUUGGGAAUGGGGCAACUCAUUUUAAGUUUUUUAAACCUCCGUGGGGGCUUUUCUAUGUUAUCUAAAGCAUAAAAUCACAAUGCAAGAUUGUUGUAUUUUUCUGUCAUGGUUGAAAAGUAAAUUGGCCCAAUUCAGAAGACGUCAUGAGUCAUGCAUGCAAUUCUUUAUUUCGCACAAUUUGGAAUAGUUUUACAUGUAUGACUCAUAUUUAAAGAAUAUUUUUAUUUUGCUAUAUACUUCCACUGAGGUUUUUAUAGUCUUGGUGGUCUUGAGUAUUUGAUGGGAAGAUACAACAACUAUUUACCUAAUUAUGAUUACAUUUUGUGGAGGGAUAUGCAAAAUAGUUGGGAGGGAAAACAACUUUUAUUUUAUCAAUCAAUCAAAGUUUACUUAUACAGCCCUGGGCUGUUGGUGAGGCUACGGGUUUAUUUUUUUCUCUUUUAAUAUUAAGGCAUUUAUUUAUAUAUUGCAUGAAUCAUAAUGGGAAACUAUGUAGCAGCAUCGAUACUUUUGACUUUGGAUUUAAAGUGUUGGACGAAUUCUGCUAUUUUUCAACCUUUUAUCCGUUUUUUUCUUUUGGCAUAAAUUAAAACUUUCUGUUUUAACAAAAAAGGGGGGCUGGAAUUCACAACUUGGAGCACCUAUGCUCCCUUUGAAUGUUUACAUUUUCAUCCCCCAGACAUAAUACAGCUACUCUGAACUCCUUUUCCUCUCUCUUGCUCUUUGCAAACGACCACAUAAUCAAGUCAUGGUAAUGAUGACAUUUCCCAUCGUGAUAAAUCAGUCUGCUGUUGUGGCAGUAAUAUUUCCUGCCUCUAAUCACGUUUCCCGUAUCCUCAUGUUGUUUUCAUAACCUACUUAUAGUUUCACUUUACGUUAUUUUUUUUAAAUAAGGGGGAAUUAAAUGCUACGUUUACCGAAAACCUAAUUUUCCACAAUCCUGUGGUGAAUGUUUUUUAGCUUUUUUUUUGGAAACGAGGAGUGGAAUAGGAACUACGACACAGUCAACUUUCCCAAAACCUGAGCCCUAGAGUAAAUGCGGCACACACGCACAAUUUGGGUGUUUCUUUCCCACACAAAACGGCUUUUCCAGUCAAGUCAUUUCCUAUGGAUCGAGUGCACAUUUUUUCCCAAUGCAGUGAUGGUAGGUCAGAUAUGUUUAGCAAUGGAAUAUAAAUACAUUAGAGGAGGUCAGAAUUGCUUUGGAAACUCUCUUUGGGACAAUAUUCACAUUGGGGCGGCAGGCUCAGAGUGGCCGUCUUGUAACUGGACGGUUACUGGCUAGAUCCCGGUCAGGCGAGCUCAUGUUGAGGUGUCCUUAAACAAGACACAGAAUCCUAACUGCUUCUGAUGGGUCGUGGUUAGCGCCUUGCAUGGCAGCUUUCGCCAUCACUAUUCCACUAUUUUGUUGUUCUUAAUGUGCACUGACAAUAAAAAGCAUAUUCUUCUAUUCUA
This is a messenger RNA of Nerophis lumbriciformis (worm pipefish), 2936 nucleotides long. It is a transcript of the gene dhps, whose product is annotated as deoxyhypusine synthase. Gene Ontology annotation, molecular function: deoxyhypusine synthase activity. Lineage: Eukaryota; Metazoa; Chordata; Actinopteri; Syngnathiformes; Syngnathidae. Gene Ontology annotation, cellular component: cytoplasm. The record is from RefSeq and is a predicted model, not a curated record. Gene Ontology annotation, biological process: peptidyl-hypusine biosynthetic process.